Molecule: messenger RNA, 1509 nt
Organism: Fusarium coffeatum
Lineage: Eukaryota; Fungi; Ascomycota; Sordariomycetes; Hypocreales; Nectriaceae
Exons: 4
Coding region: 1-1509 (502 amino acids)
Biological process (GO): tetrahydrofolate interconversion; L-serine catabolic process; folic acid metabolic process
Cellular component (GO): cytoplasm
Molecular function (GO): zinc ion binding; pyridoxal phosphate binding; glycine hydroxymethyltransferase activity
Source: RefSeq, a predicted model, not a curated record
AUGAUGAACAUGAGAGUUCUCCGGCAGCAAUGCCUUCGCAGCAAGCCUUCUCUGGCUACGCGCAUUACCUCCAGAACCUUUGCUACUCAGAAGGAUCUCCUCGGCUCAAGCCUUGAGCAAGGUGACCCUGAGAUUCACGCCAUCCUCAAGCGUGAAGAGAAGCGCCAGAACCACUUCAUCAACCUCAUCCCCUCCGAAAACUUCACCUCCCGAUCAGUUCUCGAUGCCCUAGGCAGUGUUAUGCAAAACAAGUACUCCGAGGGCUACCCAGGAGCACGAUACUACGGAGGCAAUGAGCACAUCGAUGAGGCCGAACGCCUUUGCCAAAGCAGAGCCCUCGAGACCUUCCGUCUCGAUCCUGAGAAGUGGGGUGUCAACGUUCAGCCCCUUUCUGGAUCUCCCGCCAACCUCUACGCCUACUCGGCCAUCCUCAACACCCACGACCGAAUCAUGGGUCUUGACCUUCCCCACGGAGGCCAUCUCUCCCACGGCUACCAGAUUCCCGGCAAGAAGAUCUCCAUGAUCUCAAAGUACUACGAGACCUUCCCCUACCGACUCAACGAGGAGACCGGCCUGAUCGAUUACGACAAGCUGCGCGAGAACGCCCUGCUGUACCGCCCCAAGGUCAUCGUCGCAGGUACAUCCGCAUACUCCCGCCUCAUCGACUACCCUCGCAUGCGUGCCAUCGCCGACGAGGCUGGUGCUUACCUUCUCUCUGAUAUGGCUCACGUUUCCGGUCUUGUCGCUGCUGGUGUUAUUGGAACACCCUUUGACGAGUCUGAUAUCGUUACGACCACUACCCACAAGUCCCUGCGCGGACCUCGUGGUGCCAUGAUCUUCUACCGAAAGGGCGUGCGAAGCACAGAUAAGAAGGGCAAGCAGAUUAUGUACGACCUUGAGGGUCCUAUCAACGCCUCUGUGUUCCCAGGACACCAGGGCGGUCCUCACAACCACACCAUCACCGCUCUCGCUGUCGCUCUUAAGCAGGCUCAGACCCCCGAGUUCAAGGACUACCAAGUCAAGGUCCUCGAGAACUCUCAGGCUAUGGCUAAGCAGCUCGGCGACCUUGGUUACAAGCUUGUCUCCGGCGGCACAGAUAAUCACCUUGUCCUCGUCGACCUCAAGCCCAACGGAAUUGAUGGCGCCCGUGUCGAGCGCGUUCUCGAGCUCGUGGGCGUCGCGAGCAACAAGAACACCGUCCCUGGUGAUCGCUCCGCCCUUAAGCCAGGCGGUCUCCGUCUCGGCACACCCGCCAUGACAACACGCGGCUUCAACGGCGAGGACUUUAAGCGCGUGGCCGAUAUUGUGGACCGCGGAGUGAAGAUCACCCUCGCGGUUGAUAAGGAUGCCCGUGCUGCCGCCGAGGCCAAGGGCGCCAAGAACCCUGCUACUGUGAAGAACUUCCUUGAGUACUUGGGCGACGGAUCUAAUGUCAAGGAGAUUGCUGCGCUACGGGAUGAGGUUGCUGAGUGGGUUGGAGGAUUCCCCCAGCCUUGGCUCAAGUCAUGA